This is a messenger RNA of Colletotrichum costaricense, 1050 nucleotides long. Its product is annotated as biotrophy-associated secreted protein 2. Bases 1 to 1050 code for a protein of 349 amino acids. The record is from RefSeq and is a predicted model, not a curated record. Lineage: Eukaryota; Fungi; Ascomycota; Sordariomycetes; Glomerellales; Glomerellaceae. The transcript has 3 exons.
AUGUUUCGUCCCAUCCGAAACAUUAGCACGACAGGGACGGCCUCGUCUGCGACCCAGUUCUCCAACCUCAGCCUCGACAACCUCACUGGUCCACGCCGCGCCAUGGUCUCUGAUCAUCUGGUCUCAUGGGGUUUCGACGGCAUCAGGAUCGCCGGGUGGCGGUCCCGAAUCUUGACAGCACUACUACGCAACGAAAAGAGAAAGAUUACUUCAUUCUCUUCUUACUCUCAUUAUUACACCAUGGUUCGCUUCUCCCUUGCCGCAGCAUUCUUCGCUGCUUCUUCCCUUGCAAUUCCCAGUCCCUUGACACCAGACCCAUCUGGUGAUAAGAACAUCGGCAAUGGCAACGGCGUCCAGUUCAUCGGCGGCGCUUGCCUCAACAGUAAAGACUGCGCCUCAACCUGCUGCGCGACUCUAAACGGCGCCGGCAUCUGCUCUGGACUUGGAGCCCAGUUCCAGGCAGGCAAAACAGGAUGCGGCUUCGGUGAUGGUGGUGCUGCUGCAGCACCCGCCGCGUCCCAGGGAGCAGGCCAGGCCGCUCCGUCCAUGGAAGCCGCCGCUGGAAGCGGAGGCGGCGCAGGAUCAGGGACAUCUUCGAACGUCGGCGCCGGUAACGGCCAACAGUUCAUCACUGGGCAAUGUCUAUCUGAUGCGGAUUGCGCCUCGGGGUGCUGUAACGGUCCCAAGGGUGCUUGUGCCGCCAGAGCCGUCGCAACGGAGAAUGGCAAGGCAGGCUGCGGCUUUACGGGCACGGGAGCGGGUGCCGCCACUGGCUCUACUGGAGGCGGCACGGCGGCUGAGGCUGCCGCUCCGCCCCAAGCUGCUCCGUCCGUAGGUACAGGUGCAGGUUCUGGCGCUGCUGCUGGCACCUCUGGUGCUCCUGGCUCACAGAAUGUUGGCAAAGGGAAUGGUCAGCAGUUCAUCACGGGUCAGUGUCUCUCGAACGCGGACUGUGCUUCCGGCUGCUGUGCCGGGCCUAAGGGAGUUUGUUCGGCCACGGCGGUUGCUAAUGAGAGUGGAAAAACUGGAUGUGGAUUUACGGCGGCAUGA